Molecule: messenger RNA, 372 nt
Organism: Echinostoma caproni
Lineage: Eukaryota; Metazoa; Platyhelminthes; Trematoda; Plagiorchiida; Echinostomatidae
Source: the annotation of a GenBank genome assembly
AUGGCAAUCAGUUUUUUCUUCCGAUUCGGCGCUUAUCAGGCUUGCGCAUGUAGCGAGCAGGAGUUCGACUUGCCCGAUGUGUUCGAGGCUGCAGCCGCUAUGGUGCAAAAAUUGAUGGACAGGCAAAGCGACGAAGAUUUGCGGGACAAAAUUCUUCUCUUUUUCAACACGGAAAACACAGUCGAGGGGUUUAAACCGGUUUACACAGCACAGGAUAUUUCUCAGGGAUGUGUGAUACAAAUUCUAUUGUCCGGUUUUGUGAAAUAUAAAACACUGGUCGCAUAUACGGACGAUCAAAUUUUCGCCAACAGGCCUGUGUUUGGUCUUGAAUGUAUUGUGACUACUCCCACUACAGCCAUUGCCUGUUUUUAA